AUGCCAGAGAAAUGUGGUCUUGAUCUGACCUUGCAUGCGAGAUUCCUCCGUGGGGCUUUCUUCUACACGCUUCUGCAGACAGUCGUGAUUCUGCCUGUUCUCAUGCCUUUACACAUCAUUUAUUCCCCUCGAGACAUCGCCAAGACUUCCAUGUUGCGAGCAUCGGUGUCAUCCCUUGUCCAGUCAUCCGGGUCCAAGUGGCUGUGGGUUCAUGCAUUGCUGAUCUGGUGGAUCACGAUAACAUGGACCGCAACGGUAUUAUGGAUCACUUGGGGAGCUUUGGCCUAUCGUCGCAGACAGAUAAAGGCGCUGGCUGCGAAGUUUGCAGCCUCCAAGGAAAUGAAGCGAACCAUCACUCGAGGGGAAGAAGGUCAAGAGUCAAGAUCUGUUGUCGAAGAUUGUACAGGUGUCAAACGAUAUAAAACCCUCAUGGUCACCAAUAUACCUCCUGACAUGCGAGAUGAGACCGUUUUGAGGGAUUAUUUCAACUACUAUAUACAAAGGCAUCACGCACGCAAACAAUCUCCGACGAAUCGACCAGACCUGAAGAAACCAAGGUUAUCCCUCAAUGCUCUUGAACUGUCUGGCUGGACCAAUGAGGAGAGUGAUGUGGAAGAAGUGAUUCUGGUACGAAAGCUCCAUACCAUUGCUAGCUUGCGGGAUCGAAGGCAGGAUGUACUGAGGAAACUCGAGAUCCGCACCAUGGGCGUUGUUCCGAUGAUAUCCGAAAAAGAUAAGGAUCAACCACUUCCACCCAACGCGACGAAGCAGGAACGCAUGCAGAGGCUCAUGCGAGUUCUCGAUCCUUUCCUUGAUGAUCAUGGCUUCGCUGGGAAGGUUGACACGACCGUCUGGGACCUGAGCUACCUCACCAUGCUCCUCGACGAAAGUCGUUCACGACCUCUAUCCUCCUACACUCCCUCAUCCGCUGCAUUCGUCACGUUCAAGGAUGCAAAAACAGCUCGGUUGGCAUCGAAGAUCUUGGAUAGCCAUCCGAAACGGUCUCUUGCAUGUCAUGCUGUCCCAGCACCGGAUUGGACUGACAUACUAUGGCCUCGUCUGGGCAAGAGUACUUAUCGAUCCGAAUUUGUUCGGGGAUGGGUUGUUUAUCUUGGAGUUUGGGCAUUCACUUUGGUCUGGGUUGGGUAUACACAAUUCGGUGUUAGAGAGAUUUUGGAAGUUUUUGAUGGUGAACGGCGUGGUGUUCUUUGCUCAUAUCUUACUGCUUUUCAAAACAAAAACUUUGACCCUUUACCAAUCAUCGCGUCUGCCUUUCCGACGGCCGCUCCUUAUUUCGCAUCGUAUAUUCUAUUGCAAACAGCAAUCCAACCAUUCUUUGAAAUCUUUCGUUUUGGAGCUUUCGGUCAUUCCGAGGCAAAGGUCGUCACGGACAGAACACUAAUGCCAUUAGUACUCGGUGGUGCUAUCAUGCAUUUGUUCAUGUUGUUGAACCCUUUGGUCAUUCCAUUUACCCUUGUAUACUACGGCGCCUGCUAUGUGGUAUGGAAACGGCAAUUCACCUACGUGUAUGGACGACUGUAUGAGACCAAUGGCAAGCGUACAAGCAUCAGAGUAUUGCGAUACAGCUUGGAUGCCCUUGCUCUGGGUCAGUUUGUCCUUUUUGCUUUCUUUAUCUUGAACAAAGCGAAAGGACAUGCAAUCGCUACAGGGAUCCUGUUCGCCAUUACUCUCAUCACCAAGCUCAUAGCCGGUUCAAGAAGUGAGUUUCCCGCACCCACGAUGAAAGCUGACCUUCACAGUCUGGACAUUCAGGAGGCCGAUAUACUGUGUCCCCCUGUCACCGCUUCGACAAAUGACAAUGAUGAGGACGAUGAUACUGCUUCUGAAGACAGGGAUCCCGAUGAUGUACCUCUUCCGAAUGGUUUGCCUGCUCCGCAAGGUAGUAGCCGCUUCAACACCUGGAGACGAAGUGUCGGCCGUUGGGCUGGCAGUUGGAAAAAAGCUGGAUCAAGUCACAAGCCAAUUCCCUUCGAUCAUGUCCUCUUCUCCACUCUCGAUUCGAAGAUCGCUUUUGAGCCAUUCGGAGACCCUCAAGAGGCAUCGGUGAAGCCUUCGGAAUUUCCGUCCCGCGCGAGCCAAGAGAAUGAUCUACAACGUAUCGUCGCUCCUCAUCCUGCCUUGCAACCAUGGGAAGAUAUUCCACCUUACUACCGAUCCCGGGGUUAUGACGAUCAGCCAACCUACACGGAUAACUACGAUGAUUUCCUGUGGCUUCCACGUGAUCCUCUUUCCACCUUGGAUCUCGAUGAUACUGUCGAAAUGCGUGUGGCCCUCACGACAAGUGCGGGAGGAUCUGGCCAGAUCAGCGAUUGUGCAUUAGAAUUUGCCGGUCUGUCGGUUCGAGACAAGAAAGAUCGCGAUACAUGGCAAGAUGUUAUCGUACAAGGUCCCUCUGAUGGUCGACCGACCUCUCCGGGCGCCAACAGCGAGACGAGACUCAUGUCUACACCUUCAAAUAUCGGCAGUGAAGUGAAUGAUACUUUCUCCGGCACCCACCUCUUCCGUCGACACACUCACAAAGCUGCAACAGCUUUAUCCGAUGUCUUCCGCAGGCCACGAGCGAGUUCCAGCAUCUCGAACCCUGGUAUAGGCAUGGACAAUCUGUCUGUACGCUCAAGGCCAGGUCCUCCUAGUCCACUCGAGCUCAACAAUUUGGAUACAUUCAUCUCGAUGCCUCGUGUAUCUACUCCGAGCGCCGUAUCAGUACAACAAGAAGCCGACGUAACACAGGAACCUAGUACCCCGGCUGCUGCACCCACUGGAUCACACAUCUCAUUUGCAGCAACGCUGGGCCGAUCUCCUUCGGGUCGAAGACCUUCAAGGAUACGCUCAGGUCAUAGUAAUAUGAGCGAAGAGCUCGUACAAUCCCCUACAAGUCCUAGGAAUCGAUCCCUCAGUCAUCUAUCUCCUUCCAAGAGCAGGACGGCCAGUGCUAUGUCCGCUCAACAACAGCGACUUUGGAAUGAGGUCAUGGAGGAAGAACGUCUGAUGAUGAAGGAAGACCGCGAGGAAGAAAAAGCAGAGAUGGAAAAGGAGAAGGAGGAACUAUUGAAAGAGCAAGACAAAAUACGGAAGACCAGCGAAAGUGGUGAAGGAGGAGGGCUCAGGAGGAGACUGACAAGAGGUAACAGUGAGGGGUCGAGACCUAGGUUGGAGCGUGCAGGUGAAUCGGAGCGAUCGAGGAAUGGAAGUGUAGCUUUGGUUGAUACACCAACAAGUAUUGUAUAA
Molecule: messenger RNA, 3249 nt
Organism: Kwoniella mangroviensis CBS 8507
Lineage: Eukaryota; Fungi; Basidiomycota; Tremellomycetes; Tremellales; Cryptococcaceae
Exons: 18
Coding region: 1-3249 (1082 amino acids)
Cellular component (GO): plasma membrane
Molecular function (GO): calcium-activated cation channel activity
Source: RefSeq, a predicted model, not a curated record